Messenger RNA from Alternaria alternata, 1344 nucleotides. Its product is annotated as DUF1766-domain-containing protein. The transcript is spliced from 2 exons. The coding region runs from base 1 to 1344 and encodes 447 amino acids. The record is from RefSeq and is a predicted model, not a curated record. NCBI's taxonomy places the organism in Eukaryota, Fungi, Ascomycota, Dothideomycetes, Pleosporales, Pleosporaceae.
AUGUUCACAGGAACAACACCGGAAUCGCUCAUCCCUCGCUCGGAUUCGCGCAAUCCGGCGACAACAUGCAAAGGCAUUACUAAAUCUGGGCGACCGUGUAGACGUCCAAUCGAUGCAAAAGUAUCUGAAGACGAUGGUGUCAUAGCCGUAGUAUCUGUUCUCAGCGAUGAUAGCGACGACGACGAGAUUGGCGCUGCGGCCUACUUUUGCUGGCAACAUAAAGACCAGGCGGAGCAACUGGCCGCACAAGCAACAAGCGGACCGGCAACUCAACUAUACCCGCUGAAAGAGAGGAAUAGUAUCGACACACUUGUUGAACGACUGGGUGUCCUUGAUUUUGGAGAGCCGGAUGAAGCCACUAGACGUCAGAAGAAGAAGAGCACACAAGGAAGGAGAACAUCUGGGUCCCGUCCGCCACGGCGCAUCAACCGGCCAGCUACUUGGGAUAACGUGGAAGGCCCGUUGAUGUCUGUGCCGAGUGAUGUUAUGGCGGAGAGGAAGCGUCGGGACCAUCGUCCGUCGAAACCACCACCACAAAGGAAGAAGCAGAGUUUUUGGGCGUCAUUGUGCUGCGGCUCUGCGGACGACGACUACGCUGAAGUCAAACCUGCUCGACCCGUAAACCGAACAACGAGAGAAGAGUCGGAGACAGCUAAGCUACUCCGAUACAUCCCAAACACAUUACCACCACAACUCGCCUCCACUUUACUCGCACAACUCUCAAAGCCCCUUUCUCCUCACGACGAAGAAGGCUACAUCUACAUCUUUUGGCUCACACCCGAAUCCGCUGGUCCCGCCCCAUCCUCAGCCGCGUCCACACUGCUAGCACCGCCAACACGUUCAGAUCAAGGCCGACGAACGUCAGAUGUCAUGCGACAAUACUCAGUUAAAGGCGGACAACGACCUCGAUCCAAUACCGCUCGUUCCCGAUCCGGAGAGGCAGACUCUUCACCAGAAAAAGACACCAUUCUCCUUAAGAUCGGACGUGCAAACAAUGUACACCGCCGUAUGAACGAAUGGACCCGCCAAUGUGGAUACAGUUUAUCUCUCGUACGAUACUACCCUUACGUCUCUUCUUCCACGCCUUCUCCACAGCCCUCGCCUGCACAAUCUCGACGCCAAUCAAGUACGAAUACCGAUAUCGUAAGGAAAGUGCCGCACGCGCAUCGUGUAGAACGCUUGAUUCAUCUCGAGCUUGCAGACCAGCGUGUCAUCAAGCAGUGCGAUGCUUGUGGUAAGACGCAUAAAGAAUGGUUCGAAGUCGAGGCUACCAAAGAUGGGGUCAAGAAGGUGGACGAGGUUGUGAAACGGUGGGUUGACUGGGACGAGAAGACCAAUACGUAA